Molecule: messenger RNA, 723 nt
Organism: Suillus bovinus
Lineage: Eukaryota; Fungi; Basidiomycota; Agaricomycetes; Boletales; Suillaceae
Product: Alpha/Beta hydrolase protein
Exons: 3
Coding region: 1-723 (240 amino acids)
Source: RefSeq, a predicted model, not a curated record
AUGACCACUGUCCCAUCUGCAAGUCAGUGGGGAUCCCCUACUGCAAGCAGGAGAGCACUCCUUAUACAUGGUUUAAAUUCGUCUUCGCACACGUUCCACCGAUAUUUAGUCGUUGCUCCAAACCUUCUUGGACAUGCUCUCAGGAAGCCUGGAAUUGACUUUCAAGUCCAAACAUUGGCAGAUGACCUCUUGCCAUACCUUCAAGCUGCCGAGUAUGAUAUUAUCAUCGGCCACUCAUUAGGCGCGCUCGUGGUAUUAUCGCUUCUCAAGUACCUGCCAGAAUCCAAACCUACUUCAGUGGUUCUUAUCGACCCAUCUCUGGAAAUAACUGCAGAGCAGAUGGUGGAUUGCAGAGCCAGACUUUCCAAUGAUACCAGAACUAACCGCGCCGCUGAAGAUUAUAUGACAUUGAAUCCCCUAUGGACGAGAGAAGAUGCCAUCUGGAGGGUAUUAGGGAUCCAGAUUGGAAGAUCAACCAACUCCGAUGACCACAUCGAUGGUAAUGUACCAUGGACAUUCUCGCAUUUGUUCGCCAACAAGCCUAGUGCCGCCGUGUUGACGGUUUUAAUUGAAGAUACGCGGUUUAAUGGCGCUUUGAAGCUGCAAACUGUCGCAAAAAUUAAAGACAUUAGAGCAGUGAUUGUUCCGAAUGCCUCGCACUGGAUACAGUAUGAAUUUCCGGAAGUAAUUGUUGAAGAGGCGUUAAGGAAUAUCGAAGAAUAA